CGUAGGCGAGCCGCGAUCGGACGAUCGAUGAGGAAGAGAGCAGCUUGUGGCUCGUCUGAACCAAACCUCUUCCUACAAUUAAAACAAAAAUAGGUCCCACAAUUCAAAAAAUUCCACUUUUCUCUCUCCAUCAUUUAAUUUUCCUUUCUCUCCCACUCUCUAAAACUGUCGACUACUUUUUCUCUCUUCUCUUCUUCUUUCUCUCUCUCUCUCUCCCAAAUAAUUCCAAAUGCCUCUCGACAACGACGGGUGUGAGAAACACGACGCCGGCGACGAUGGCUACGGGCAGGAAAAAGACGACAACGCAAGUAGAAGACGACGGUGCUUGGCAACGCCGUUAACGCUGUUUGAAGGAAGAAGAAAUUGGCCGAGCAAGAAGGAAGACAUCGACGCCGGUAGCGCGAUGAAGACGACAACACCGGCUGCAAAGAGAAGAAAGUUUUUGAGGAAUUUUGCAAGAUGACAAGAUCCAAAAGCUGUUCGAUUCCAGCUCCUCAAUGAGAAGGGGAGGGGGAGGCACAUCACUGGCUCAAAACUAUUGCUUUCUCAUUUCUUAUGUGGUUGUGCUUUUUCGGAUUUGAGAUUCUGGGAUUGCCAAGUUGUAAUGGCAUUGAAUACUAGUUUUAUCGCGGUUUGUCGAUAAAACAACUCUUUUUCAUUAUGGAUUUGAGUUUGUUAUUGUGAAAUAUUAUUAUGUUAGGUUUGGAUAUUAGUUAUGGAAUGUAUGGAUAUUAAUCUGCGAUGUCCGGAUAUUAUGGUCUCAUAUUAGUUCUGUGAGGUCCAAUGUUAUUUAAGUGAGUCUGGAUAUAACACUAGUGGCGGAGGUAGCCCAUUGGUGAGUGGGUCCCGGGACCCACCUUGGGCUUAGACAUACUUCAUAGCUCGAGGAACUUUCUUCACUGAAGGUCGAUGCUUCAUGCUUCCGUUGCCACUUAUCAGCUCCGCUUCCAAGUUAAUCCCUAAUCACUUCUUCGUAAUCAAAAUUAAAAUCCCCU
Messenger RNA from Linum trigynum, 995 nucleotides. The record is from the annotation of a GenBank genome assembly. Lineage: Eukaryota; Viridiplantae; Streptophyta; Magnoliopsida; Malpighiales; Linaceae.